Molecule: messenger RNA, 862 nt
Organism: Suillus paluster
Lineage: Eukaryota; Fungi; Basidiomycota; Agaricomycetes; Boletales; Suillaceae
Exons: 9
Coding region: 89-766 (225 amino acids)
Source: RefSeq, a predicted model, not a curated record
CAUUCUAGGCCACUGAGAUGUAUAAAAGAUCUCCUUCAAGUUGUCGAGCCCCCAACCGCAGAAAUCGAACCUCUUUAAUCCACACUCAAUGUCUGCAAAUUGUGUUUUACCAUCUCAAGAAAUGUCACAAACCUUCAUCAGAAAUUUGACCUUUCAGACCGACGAUCUCGGCAGGGAAUCGACGCUUUUGCUCACUUUCGAUAGCUACACGGAAGGCAUCUAUGAUAAAUUCUAUCCCGUAGUUUGGAGAGUGAGCCCAUUCGGCAAGAGGGGUUCAUACAGCAUGGUCGCGACCUACACGAGCCAACUUGCUUUCCUCAAACCACAGGUCGUGGAGGGGAACAUUACUGAAGCUUCAACCUGCAUCGAGAUCAACUAUGGCCAAGCGACGACCCUGACUGAGGCGCAUGAUGUCUUCCAUUUCUCCGACCCUGUGCCUGGAAUCAAUGGUUGCGUAAGGGCUUGGAACAACACCGGGGUCGCUCAGGACAUUGCAGUCGGCUUUAUGAGCCCGGGAAAACUAAUGCCUAAGCCGGUGCUCCACUUUAGUGGCGUUGAACACCGCGGUAAAGUCACCGCUCAGUUCACUCCGAUCCUGCGCGCCUACAUCACCUCGGACUAUGAAGAGAAUACCAUCUUGCGAGGUGCCAUUGACACCCCUUGUCUCUGGAAGCAAGAUCUUGCUGCGCUUCAUGAAGAGAAUACGACGUGGAACCUCACACGGAACCCAUCCACUGGUCAUUACGAGAUCACGAGGGCUUAUUGAAGGAAUGUCAAAGUGGUGCGCCCGGAUAACUGUUCUCUGUUCUCUGUACAUGAGUUGUUUUGAUUGAAUAUUGAAUGCACACACGUAUUCGGAAUA